AUGCCUAUCACAGAAGAAGUGCUUGAGGCCACGACUCUCGGUCGCGCGAUCAACAAAGCGUCCGACAAGACGGUCCGCGCGGUUCUCAAUUCCAUCUGCGCGAAAAACGAUGAGGCCCGCAAAGAAGCCGAAAGUCAACUGUUGGUAUUUACCGACAGCGAGGAGGGGUCUGUAAACGUCAAGAUCUCAGUACCACGGUACGCCCUUUGUUUCAAUUGCGGGGAGAAAUUCGAUGUCACAGCCAAUACGAACAAAAGUUGUCAAUAUCAUACAGAGAAAAGUGAGCCUACUGGUGAGGACCUUUAUGUGGACAACUAUGGUGAAUUUGAUGUGGAAGAAAUGCGCGAUGAUUGGCCAGAGUGCUUUACGUUUGCGUGCUGUGAUGGAAAUCUCAGAGACAACCCUGAUGGGUGUGUAUUUAACUUCCAUCAAGAGCCACAUGCCAACAGCAAGCCGUCAAAACGCGCAAGAGUCUACUAA
Molecule: messenger RNA, 480 nt
Organism: Penicillium odoratum
Lineage: Eukaryota; Fungi; Ascomycota; Eurotiomycetes; Eurotiales; Aspergillaceae
Exons: 2
Coding region: 1-480 (159 amino acids)
Source: RefSeq, a predicted model, not a curated record